GUGCCGCCUCCCGCCGACCAAUGGGCGAGCGUGGCGGAGGAUUUCGAAUGUGGCGACACUCGUUUCGGAGGCGCGGCGGGGCGGAAGUCGGAGCGGGCUCGGGGAUGUGAACGGCGGCGGCGGCCGAGAGAAAAGAUGGCAAAGGAAAGAUGUCAGAAGAAGUCCUUUCAGGAUAGUCUUGAAGACAUAAAGAAGCGGAUGAAAGAAAAAAGGAACAAAACUUUGGCAGAAGUCGGCAAGCGCAAGUCCUUUAUGGUUGCACCGUGCCAGGUAACCGCUAACACUUCUACACUGCUAAAAAAUUACCAAGACAAUAAUAGACUGUUAGUUUUAGCUUUGGAAAAUGAAAAAUCCAAAGUGCGAGAAGCCCAGGACGUCAUCCUCCAGCUGAGAAGGGAGUGUUACUACCUUGCAUGCCAGCUGUACACACUGAAAGAGAAGCUGGUGUCCCAGGAAGUGCGAACUCUUCAGAACCAGGAAGUGUGUCCCUUGGGAGCGGUCUCUGCUAGUGAAGACAACACAAGGGAUUCAUCUGUGAAGGACUCAUCCUCAGUACCAAGUUCAUCACCGCAAAUUCCUCUUCAGGAAACUAACUGGCCAUUCCAAACAGAAGAGCCAACACCUCCCGUUCCUGCAGACACGUUGGGGAGUUUUGACUCUGGUGAAGCCAAGUCUGGUGGUAACGGCUUACCGAGUACCGUUUCUCUCCGUCGCCAAUUAAAGAAAGGUUUUGAUUUGGGUGCUUCAGGCGAAGGUGAUGCGGUUCGGUGGGCGGGCCGGCCCUUUGAAGUGGGAAGAGCUGUGUGUGCAGACCCUGCAGUCAGCCUCCUCCUCGAGAGCGUCGCCCCGAGUGCGCGCCCGUGGAGCACCGACCCAGGCGGCCAGUCACCCAGGCCGACCCGUCUGGGAAGGGUUGAGACUAAGGAAGUCCUCGCAGACCCGAGUUCCAAACCGCAGCCAGGCAGGCAGGGACGUGCGGGCAGGAGGGCUCGGCCCCGGGGACCAGCGGCCUCCAGGGGACCGGCGGCCUCCAAGCGCAGAGGCCAGCGAGCACCCGGCGUCCCCAGGCCGCACGGCGCCGGGUCCUGCGAUGCCUACAACUUCACCUUGGAAGAGAGUGUCCACCUCACCCCCUUCCGACAGAAAGUGAGCCAGAAAGUGGGCAGCGAGGAUGGAGAGAGCAGCAGGGGUGCACCCAGCAGCUGUGACUCCAGUUCUGGGGAUGAGUCUGACGAGCUCUACCUGCCCCCGGGCAAGUGCUCCCCAGACCUGGCCAGUGCGGCAGACAGGCGGGUCACCAGACCCCGGUCCUCGAGAAGAACCCACGCACACGAGGAGGAUGAGGAAGUCGAGGAGGACGAGGUGGCGGCGGCCCUGGCCCCACCGGCCACAAGUACCAGUCCAGCGCCUGAGGCUCGCAAGUCACCUCGUCUUAGCCUGAAAGAUGUCACCAAUAUCCCAUUGCAUCCUGCGGUGAAAGUCAGAAAGCAUUCUCUUUCUCCAAGAACAGAUGGAGAGCUUGCAGCGUCUCUGCCGAAGCGUCGGUGCACCACUGUGGUGAGCUACAAAGAGCCGACGCUCGCUUCGAAACUGAGGCGAGGGGACCCUUUCACGGACCUGUGCUUCUUGAACUCUCCUAUCUUCAAGCAGAAAAAGGACUUGAGACGUUCCAAAAAAAGCAUGAAGCAAACACAGUAACCUUCUUAUGGGUGUUGGAGUUGAUCCUGCGCCCUCUCUUGUGCCUGAUGGGGUCUGAGACGGUGGGCAAGCACGCAGAAUUGUUGCCGUAGAAGGUCCUUGACAAGAUGCUAGAUCGUGAAUAUUGCUUUAUAAUUGGGUUUCUUCAGCCUAAACACAUUUAUUUUAUUCCGGGUUCCACUUGGUGCCAAAAUUCUCUGGCCUCUUUAUUUUCCCCUUCAGUGGGGGGUCCCAGAGUGGAGAACUUUCAGAGACAGGGUGCAGGUCUUUUCUAAGUCCUUGACAUUCACAGCGAGACAGACCAUGAUGCUUGGAUCCCUUGUGCUCCUGUUGUAUAAGAUAAAAUCUCUAUGGAAUCAUGACUAGAGUAUGGGUGGUUUGUGAAUAAACAGUAAGACCCUUUGCUUUUCAACUGCCAAUGAGGUAAACAGACAGUGGAGAGCUUGAGUCUGCUACUAGACACCUCUUUCAACUUCGGAAUCUGUGGCCAUUUUAGAGAACAGUAGAACUUCUAACUGCGGCUCGUGUUGUCCUCCUGCUCUUAACUCAGAGAACCUGCUUGUCCUCUGGCCCCCCCUCCUCCAUCCUCAGACGUUUACUCUGUGUUCCCUGCCAAGACACCCACACCCACACACUAGCAUCCAUCCUGUUCAGUUUUCCACUGGGUAGCCUCCAGGCCCAAGGCCUAGACAUCCUGAUUUGGGGUUCAGUGGUAGAGCACCUUCCUCGCAUGUGCAAGGCCCAGGGGUAAGUCC
This is a messenger RNA of Nannospalax galili (Upper Galilee mountains blind mole rat), 2453 nucleotides long. It is a transcript of the gene Sgo1, whose product is annotated as shugoshin 1. Gene Ontology annotation, cellular component: nucleus; chromosome, centromeric region. Gene Ontology annotation, biological process: meiotic chromosome segregation. The record is from RefSeq and is a predicted model, not a curated record. The coding region runs from base 136 to 1698 and encodes 520 amino acids. The transcript has 8 exons. NCBI's taxonomy places the organism in Eukaryota, Metazoa, Chordata, Mammalia, Rodentia, Spalacidae.